This is a messenger RNA of Xyrauchen texanus (razorback sucker), 650 nucleotides long. RefSeq names its product ribosomal protein L12 (gene rpl12). The transcript is spliced from 7 exons. NCBI's taxonomy places the organism in Eukaryota, Metazoa, Chordata, Actinopteri, Cypriniformes, Catostomidae. The record is from RefSeq and is a predicted model, not a curated record. Gene Ontology annotation, cellular component: cytosolic large ribosomal subunit; ribosome. Gene Ontology annotation, biological process: translation. Gene Ontology annotation, molecular function: structural constituent of ribosome; large ribosomal subunit rRNA binding. The coding region runs from base 116 to 613 and encodes 165 amino acids.
UUCCUUUUUCACUUAGACGGUGAAGGUGCAACAGUUAUCGGUCGUCCCGAAUCCGGGUUCAUCCGACACCCUCAUCUAUUCAAGCUAAACUGAGCUCAACAUCAGCUGAUACACCAUGCCUCCCAAAUUCGACCCCACCGAGAUUAAAGUUGUGUACAUGAGGUGCACAGGAGGAGAGGUUGGUGCCACUUCCUCACUGGCCCCCAAAAUCGGACCUUUGGGUCUUUCCCCUAAAAAAGUGGGUGAUGACAUCGCAAAGGCCACUGGUGACUGGAAGGGUCUGCGUAUUACUGUGAAGCUAACCAUCCAGAACAGGCAAGCAGCGAUUGAAGUUGUGCCAUCAGCCUCUGCCCUCAUCAUCAAGGCCCUGAAAGAGCCUCCCCGUGAUAGGAAGAAGGUCAAGAACAUUAAGCACUCUGGGAGCGUUACCUUCGAUGAGAUAGUCAGCGUUGCCCGUGUCAUGAGACCACGCUCUAUUGCCAGGGAGCUUUCUGGUACCAUUAAGGAGAUUCUUGGCACAGCACAGUCUGUGGGCUGCACCAUUGAUGGUCGCCCACCCCACGAUGUCAUAGAUGACAUCAACAGCGGAAAAGUCGAGUGCCCAGCUGAAUAAUUGCAGACAAAAAAUAAAAGUGGUUAAUAAAAAUUAA